Molecule: messenger RNA, 987 nt
Organism: Leptosia nina
Lineage: Eukaryota; Metazoa; Arthropoda; Insecta; Lepidoptera; Pieridae
Source: the annotation of a GenBank genome assembly
AUGUUGGUGACACUCAAAACACUGCAACAACAAACAUUUCAAAUCGAAAUUGAUCCGGAUGAAACAGUGAAAGCAUUGAAACUCAAAAUCGAAGUAGAAAAGGGUAAAGACUAUGCGGCGGAUAAUCAAAAGCUUAUAUAUGCUGGGAAAAUCUUGCUCGAUGAUAAUAAACUUAAAACAUAUAAUAUAGACGAAAAGAAAUUUAUUGUUAUUAUGGUUACUAAACCCAAGACAGGUGAUGUACCACAAACGUCUACAUCUGCCCCUGCUGAUUCUGGAGAAAGUAAGUCAACAGAGAGUGGUGAUGCUAAAAAUAAAACUGUAGAGGAAGCACCUAAACCCACGCAAGAAGCGGAGCCAGCGCGCCCUAUUGAAACACCUACGGUAUCAACUGAUCCUGAUUUUGAGUCGACAGUUCAAAGUAUAAUGGAUAUGGGCUACAGUCGUCAACAAGUGGAACAAGCACUUCGGGCCUCUUUUAAUAAUAGAGAAAGAGCAGUUGAAUACUUAAUAACUGGUAUACCAGAUGAUGUUCUUCAGGACCAAUUAGAAGCGGAAGAAACUUCGGAUGAUGACCCAUUAGGCUUUCUCCGAGACCAGCCACAAUUUCAACAAAUGAGAGCAGUUAUUCAACAGAAUCCUAGUUUGUUAAAUACUGUUUUGCAACAGAUUGGUCAAUCCAACCCAGCCCUUUUACAAGCUAUAAGUCAACAUCAACAAGCUUUUGUUAGAAUGUUAAAUGAACCAGCUAACGCCCCUCCUGCAACUGUGGGAUCUGCUGCAUCAGAAGAAGUAGCUGCUUCAGACAGUCAGUUGCCACAACAGGCUCAAAAUGUUAUACAUGUCUCUCCCCAAGACAAAGAAGCUAUUGAGAGACUGAAAGCUCUUGGAUUUCCUGAAGAUAUGGUUAUUCAGGCAUACUUUGCUUGUGAAAAGAAUGAAAAUCUGGCUGCAAACUUCCUGUUAUCACAAAACUUUGAUGACUAA